AUGGAGAGACAUGUUGCUCCUCCUGCAGUCGAAUACGGUGCCCAAGGUGCAGAUGACGACCACACGACUCUCGCCGAAAAUCACCCUACCGACAGCCACAAACAGACCAACAUGUUGAGCAACCGAGAACUCCAAGCAUACGAGCCGGAUCAAAGAGACUCUCAACAAUCAUCAACUCAUACUGACGAGGAGAAAUCUGGCGCCAUCGUUGAUGGUCCUGAUGGCGGCUUCGUCGGUUGGAUGCAAGUCCUGUCAGCCUUCCUCCUCGUGCUGGAUGGCUUCGGCUUCAUCACGGCCUUCGGCGUCUUCCAGUCGUACUACGAAAUCCAAUUACCGGGCUCUACAGCAUCUGAUAUCUCAUGGAUUGGUUCCAUGCAGAUCUUUUUGCUCUUCCUCCUCGGAACUGUCAGCGGGAGAUUGAUCGAUGCCGGCUACUUUCGGGCUACGCUUAUUACGGGAUUCGUCUUCCAAAUCGGCGGCAUCUUCGGGGCUUCUUGGUCCAGCAAGUAUUGGCACUUCCUCCUUUCUCAGGGAAUUGCAACGGGUAUCGGCAACGGCAUGCACUUCACGGCGCUCGUCUGGCUGGUAUCCCAGUACUUCACCAAGAGGCGUGGACUCGCACUAGGCAUAAGUUCCUGCGGUGCACCCAUCGGCGCUGUCAUCUUCACAAUCAUGGCGCAACAGCUGAUUCCCAAGGUCGGAAUCGCCUGGACCCUUCGAUCAAUGGGUUUCUUGAUUCUGUUCGACAGCAUCAUCAUCUUCCUCAUCUCACGCCCGAAAGAAGGCAAACGGUCAUCCGGCCCACUCUUGGAGCUCGCAGCUUUCAAGGAACUACCUUACUUGCUGUUCACCAUCGGCAUGUUUUUCACGCUGCUCGGCGCAUACUUCGCCUACUAUUAUGUGCCUCUGUUCGGUCGCAAGAACCUGGGGCUCAACAAUAGCGGCGCGCUCACGAUUCUCAUCAUCAUGUCAGCCGUGGGUAUCACUGGGCGACUCAUCCCACCCUACUUUGCGGAUCGAUCCAUAAAGCCCCUGAGGACUCUUGUCAUCUCAACCCUUCUCAGCAGUCUCAACGUCUACGCCUGGAUCGGGGUUCACUCUUCCACUGGGCUGACAGUCUGGGUCGUUGCUUACGCCUUCACUGUGAACGCCGUGCAGACCUUGUUUACGGCGUCUAUGGGCGAGGUUACCUCGGAUAUGUCUAAGCUUGGUGUAAGAAUCGGCAUGGUCUUUACCGUCGUCAGCUUUGCCUGCUUGGCCGGUCCGCCCAUCGGUGGAAGCCUCGUCACGCUUGGGCAUGGCAACUUCUUCAACUUCUCUACGCAAUUGGUUUGUGGUGAUCGAAUACACAGCCUGUCACUCGUCGUCCUAGGCAAAAUGAAGUCCGUAACAGCGGCGCUAAGCCUGUUUGGCCUACUUGCUGGUCUCUCGCAUUCGGUGCACGCACAUCCCCCGGCUUCGGUUCAGGCCUCCGCAACCUACCCCGCUGCAUCCGGCUUGCCCAAGUGGAGAGACUACGACGACGACGACGACUCAGACAACCAGAAGGCGCCGUGGGGUAGCCGGACCUGCAAGUCAAACCCGGAGAACGUACCUGAUACCGGUGUUGUUCGGAAGUAUGAGUGGACAGUAGAAAGGACUUGGGCAGCUCCUGAUGGAUUUGAACAAGAGCUCCUUCUGGUGAAUGGACAAUUCCCCGGGCCCCUCAUUGAAGCCAACUGGGGUGAUGUUGUGGAGGUGACUGUCCAUAACAACAUUUCCGCUCCUGAAGAGGGCACCGCGAUUCACUGGCAUGGGAUUCACCAGCAGGACACGCCCUGGAUGGAUGGUGUCUCCGGUAUCACUCAAUGCCCGAUUGUACCGGGAGGUAGCUUCACAUACCGUUGGAGGGCCUCUACAUACGGUACAAGCUGGUGGCAUGGUCACCAUGCUCUUCAAUAUGCCGGCGGACUUUGGGGCGCGAUUGUGAUCCACGGCCCGACUUUCGUCGAGUACGAUAUUGACCUUGGCCCCGUUACUCUUUCCGACUACUAUCACCGGGGCUAUGAAGGAAUUGCCAUGGGCGCCAUUUCCACAAGUUCCAAUGAGAACGUUACCGUCCCAGCCUCCGCCAACCAGAUGAUCAACGGCUUGAACCCCUACACCUGCUCUCUAUCUCCUUACCAGUUCCCAUCGAUCACUAACGCUACAUGUCACGACAAUGCCCCGAAGCCAGAGUUCACCUUCCAAUCAGGCAAGGCCCACAAGCUCCGCCUGGUCAACACUGGUGCCCAGGCCCACCAGAUCUUUUCCAUCGAUGAUCACAAGCUGAUUGUGACGUCAAUGGAUUGGACUCCCAUUGAGCCUUACGAGGUUGACUUCCUUGCCCUCGGCGUAGGCGCCAGAGCGGAGGUUAUUGUCAAGGCCACUGGCGACCCCAAGUCAGCCUACGUUAUGCGCAUGAGAACUCGAUGUGCCACGACUUACGUCUGGGAGACAAAUGCCACAGUAUUCUACGAUCAGGCGUCGCCAGACACUAUUCCUAUUUCUAAUCCUGUGGACCUUGGACCCAACUGGCCAGUCCAAAAUGCAGCAUGCGGCCACUAUGCUCUGCCGAUGAAAAAGCCAAUUUUCAAGAAACGCGUUCCUAAGCCGGACAUGACCGUGUUUUACAACGUCACCUAUGAGCAAAACGCGACAGGAAACCAUUUGUGGCUGAUGAACAACGUCACAUUUCAGGCUGACUGGGCUCGGCCGUUGUUGCUGGAGGCUGCUGAUGGUCAGACUGACUAUCUUGCCCAGCCGCAGCACAUCCUGACCACGGUGCCCGAGGAUGUCCGUCACGUCAGAGUGGUCGUCCAAAACUUCUUCUCGAUUCAUCCCAUGCACAUCCACGGGGGAGACUUCCAAAUACUCGCCGAGGGUGACGGAUUCUGGAACGGCAGCAUUCUCCACAAGAAGAACCCUGCUCGCGCUGAUACCGAAAUGCUUCGCCGGAAUGGCCAUCUCGUCGUUCAAUUUGAUGCGAAGAAUCCGGGCACCUGGAGCUUCCACUGCCACGUUGCCUGGCACGCCAGCCCAGGUCUCAUAGCCAACUUCUUGGUCAAGCCAAAAGCAGUUCAGGCCUACGAUAUUCCUCAGGCGGUUCGAGACACUUGUGACGCUUGGCACGAGUACAAAAAUGCUGGUGGGGAAGGUUCCCUGCCGUUUGACAGUGGCCUUCGGAAAAGAUCAGUCUAG
Colletotrichum karsti is the source of this 3219-nucleotide messenger RNA. RefSeq names its product MFS monocarboxylate transporter. Gene Ontology annotation, biological process: transmembrane transport. Bases 1 to 3219 code for a protein of 1072 amino acids. The record is from RefSeq and is a predicted model, not a curated record. The transcript is spliced from 7 exons. Lineage: Eukaryota; Fungi; Ascomycota; Sordariomycetes; Glomerellales; Glomerellaceae. Gene Ontology annotation, molecular function: copper ion binding; transmembrane transporter activity; oxidoreductase activity.